UUCGCGGUGGUGCUGGCGGACGCCACAUUAAACAGCCACUCCAACCGACGGAUGUAAAAAAUAUAUAGCCGAGAAAUAAAAGUACACAUUUCUAAUUCCAAGUGAUAAUUUAAGGCGUUAUUGGUGCGGGUAAAACGUUUUUUUUUAACGGGACGUUGUCGGUUUGUAUAAUAUGAUGUAGCAGCUCUCGUUUGGCGAGAGCUAGCUAGCGAGCGAGCGUUAGCAUCGUGCGUAUCGAGGCCCCGGCUGAAUGUGAGCACAAAGGCAGCGCCCCCACCGCACGCCUCGUUCCGGAACAAUGUAUCCUUCGUGGGGGAACUAUGGUGCGCCCCAGUCGCAAAACUACUCAGCGCCCGGGCCGGGUAAGCUCCCGGGCGGAGGCCACGCAGGCCCGCCGACGGGUUUCGGCUCUUUACAGGCCCCGUCGAGCGGCUCCAUGUUCUCGAGCCUGCAGGAGCAGCACCUCCAGCAGAUGCAGCAGCUCCAGAUGCUGCACCAGAAGCAACUCCAGAACGUGCUCCAUCCGAAUAGCGCACCACCGUCCUUUGGUGGCGGACUCUCGGGGGGGGGCUACUCGGCGCCGACCUGGCAGUCGACCGAAGCGGCUCCUUUGGACCGAAGCACCGGCAUGCACUCCCACAUGAAAGGAGACAACGCCGCGAUACAGCCGGACCACUCGCAGCCGCCUCCAAUUUCUUUAUACACGCACAAGAUGGAACCUAAAGCGGCUCCUCCGCCUGAGAGCCAGUCAGUUAAGGACGCCAACGCUGCUCCGGAUGCAAAAGCGAAGGACCCAGUCGGUAAAGACAAGAACUCCACUUUGCAGGAUCAGCAGCAACUAUGGUACAAGCAACAUCUAGAGAAUCUGCAGAAGUUAAGGCAAGAGAAAGCCAAGCCCAAUCAAAAUAAUGCAGAGCCCCCCAGCAGCCAAGCCAUGCAGCCGCCUCCUCCGUCCGAGCCUCCCAAAGGCGAGCCUCCGCCUCCCCCUCCGAAGGAGGAGCAACCGGCGCCGCCUCCGCCCCCUGAGCCGGACAAAAAGCAAGACCCGGAAGAGGCGGCCCGACUCCAGCAACUCCAGGCUGCGGCGGCUCAGUGGCAGCAGGUUCAGCAGCAGAGGGUCGGCUUACAUUAUCAGGCUCUCAUGCAGCAGCAUGAAAAGCUUCAGCAAAUACUGGAAAAGUAUCAGCCGCUUAUUCAGCAACCUUCAAACCUCGAGUCAAUGUCUCCCGAGAUGCAGCUGAGGCAUUACGAAAUGCAAAAGCAGCAGUUCACGCCUCUUUUCCGAGAUUGGGAGCUUACCUUCAAGCUGUGGUCCGAGCAGUUCCAAACGUACCCGCACAAAGACCAGCUGCAUGACUAUGAGAGCCAGUGGAAGCAGUGGCAGGAUCAGAUGAAUGCCACCAACGUCCACAUUCAGGAGACCAUCGUUGCGCUCACUGCCAUGGUGCCCUACGCCGCCAUGCACUAUAACAAUGCAGCCAUGGCGCAGUAUGGCGCUUACCCGGGACAGGACAUGCGAAUUCCACCACCUUCCAUGACUCAGCCGCCGCCAUCCAUGACUCAGCCGCCGCCAUCGAUGACUCAGCCGCCGCCAUCGAUGACUCAGCCGCCGCCAUCGAUGACUCAGCCGCCGCCGCCGAUGACUCAGCCGCCGCCGCCGAUGACUCAGCCGCCGCCGUCGAUGACCCAGCCGCCGCCGUCGAUGACUCAGCCGCCGCCGCCGAUGAACCAGCCGCCCCCGCCGAUGAACCAGCCGCCCCCGCCGAUGAACCAGCCGCCCCCGCCCAUGACCCAGCCGCCCCCGCCCAUGACCCAGCCGCCCCCGCCCAUGACCCAGCCGCCCCCGCCCAUGACCCAGCCGCCCCCGCCCAUGACCCAGCCGCCCAUGACCCAGCCGCCCCCGCCGAUGACCCAGCCGCCCAUGACCCAGCCUCCACCACCAACGACUCAGCCACAAAUAAGUCAGCCACCACCAACGCCUCCUGCGGUUGCUGCCAGUCUCACAUCCCAAGCGCCACCUCCCGGUCCUCCGCCCGGCCCUCCGCCGGGUCCUCCGCCGGGGCCCCUCCCGCACACUUCAACUGCUGGACUCCCACCCAGAGGAAGCACCCCCUCUGGAAUGGCAGCCAAGUGUCCUGUUAAUGUUCCGCCACCCAACUACAACAACAUUGGGGGCCCAAGCGGAUUCAACCAGCCAACGACGUUUGACGGACCUCUAAGAUUUGGUCAGCGUUUUGAUCGUCCCCCUCCGUUUCAGCCACCUCAACAGCGCUUUGACGGUCCUCCUCGGUUUAACCAACCCAGGAUGGGCUUUAAUGGGCCUUCUGGGUUUGAUCAGCCCCGCCAGAGCUUUGACGCUUCGCCUGGUUUUCAGCAACCCGCUUCACGUUUUGACGGGCCUCCCAGGUUUGACCAGCCCAAGCAGCGCUUUGACUCUCCUUCCAGAUUUGACCAGCCGCCCCCCUUCGCCAAGCGCUCUCGAUUUGACCAACCCCCUAGACAGGCUUGCCCGCAGCCUGCCGUCAAAGGCCCAGCAGUUCCGCCACCAAAAAAGGAAGAACCCCCGUCUCAGGCCCAACAGGGCCCCACGCAACCUGUCAGCGAGGACUCUUCCUUAAAAGCAGUUGCAUUGCCUCCAACUGACGAGCAAAACCACACAAAGAAUUUUAGUAAUGGCCCCACGGACAAAGACACCAUCGAUGACCUGGUGGAAAGUGGCGGAUUUUUUCUUCCUAGCGAACCAAUACCUCAGAACAAAAAUGCACGCGCUGAGGAAGAUGAUUCUAUGGACAUUUGCAACUCCCCCAAACAAGUUGAAAGCGAUUUAAGCCAGGCUGCUGCUGCUCCUGCUGCUGCUCCUGCUGCUCCUGCUCCUGCUCCUGCUCCUCCUCCUCCUCCUGUGAAAUCACAGCAAGUCAAUUCACCAAAUAACCUUCAAUCGAACGGCCCGUCAAACAGCAGCGCUCCCGCCUCCCAAAAACAAGAGGAGGAGCAAGCGCCUACAGAAGCGCAAUUAAGACCGGAACCUGGAGGUCCUUUCCCAAAUAGAGGACGAGGUCAGCCCAUGCAAGGCAGAGGACGAGGGCAGAGGGGACACAGAGACUUCAGGGGGCAAAACACAGGAGCCCCUGUAGGGGAGUCUGACAAAAUGCCUCAUGAAUUUAUGCCUCCUGAGGGAGAAUGUUAUCAGGCGCAAGAGGACUGUCACUGGCAGGAUCCACCAUACGAGGAGUUUGGCGAGGCUGAGGAACCAGCUGAAGAAAUCUGGAUGCCAGAGGAGCAUCACUUUGGCGCAGAGGAAGAGUAUUACGAAGAACCCAUGCAAGGACCUCUCAGAGGUAGAGGUGGGCCAAUGAUGAGAGGACAUUUUCCCAUGGCCCGAGGAGGACCACCAAUGGGUAGAGGAGGGCCACCCAUGAUGGGUCGAGGCGGACCCAUGAUGGGUCGAGGCGGACCCCCGAUGGGCCGAGGCGGACCCCCGAUGGGCCGAGGGGGCCCGCCCAUGGGUCGAGGGGGGCCGCCCAUGGGUCGAGGAGGCCCGCCCAUGGGCAGAGGUGGGCCGCCUAUGGGUAUGACAGGACCGGACAUUGCUACAGGUCCACCCAUGGGCAGAGGCGGGCCUAUGGGCAGAGGUGGUCCGCCCAUGGGCAGAGGAGGUCCACCCAUGGGGAGAGGAGGUCCGCCCCUGGGAAGGGGCUGUCCGCCCAUGGGAAUGGGAGGUCCGCACAUGAGUAGAGGAGGUCCACCCAUGGGAAGGGGUGGUCCGCACAUGGGGAUGGGAGGUCCACACAUGGGGAGGGGGGAACCUAUGGACAGUCAAUGGGACGAAACAGGGCCAGCUGAGUACCAUGAAGAAGAGGAACCUUGUUGGGGGGAUGGGGGCCCUCCAAUGAGAGGGAUGAGACCUCCAUUUCCGCCGAACCGCGGUCGUCCACCCCGCGGCCAUCCUGGAUUCAUGCGGGGUCGGGGACUCCCGCCGCACCUAGCGCACGGGCCAGUCGAGGAAGAGUCGUUUGGCUACGGUAGGGAGUCUACCGAUAUGGGCAUGGAGCAACCGGGUCCUUACAUGGGCCACGGGGAUGGUCCUCAUAACUUAAUGCACGCCGGUGCAAGACGAGGCAGGUGGGCACCUCCUCACAAAGUCAUGGAGCCUGAUGAGGAGCCGUUUUAUCAGGAAGAGAUGGAGCCCGAUCAAGACUGGCGGCCACCCUACGGGAGGUGUCCUCCAAUGCCGCACGAGCUCCUCGAAAGAGGUGGCGAAAUGAGGAGACGACCUAUGGGUCGUGGGAUGGCCAGAGGCGCGAUGAGGCCCGGUAUGCCGCACGAAGAGGGGGAGGAAUACGCUUUUGCUUUCGUCGAUGACUACGGCCGCCAAGAAGAAGACCGUCACCGGAGGCCGCCUCACUCCGACGACCCUCGAAACGAAGGCCGGUUCUUCAACCCUGAAUGGGACAGAGAGCAUUCGCCGCGAGACCGAGAGCAUCCACCUCCACCCCCGGAGCACUACCGGGACGAGCGCUGGCUUGAGGACAGAGAGCGAGGCCCCCCGCAUCGUCCCUUUGAAGAGUACGACCAUAGAAGAGGCGAGAUCAGAGUUCACGAUUACGCAGAGGAGCCGCCGUCCCGACCGGAAGAUCUGCCACGUCCUUCCGAAUGGGAUCGGCCUUCUAGAUUCGAGCCGCCGGCAGAAAGAGCUUUCCCCGUCUAUCGUGACGGCAGAGACGAAGCUCCUCUGGAAAGAGCCCCGCUUCCAAAUGAACCUGGCGGAAACCCGCCAGAGUCUUCUGGCGACAUGCACGGAGGGAAUCUGCUGGCUCUUUCCCAGCGGCAGCAUGAAAUCAUCUUAAAGGCCGCCCAGGAAUUGAAACGCCUUCGGGAGCAGCAGGAGGUGAAAAGCGAUCCUACUUCUCAGCACACGCUUGUUGACACCUUACCUGACCUUCCCGCCGGGAUUCUGGGUUUGGAGAUCCCGACCGAUGUCCGAAAUGCGCUAAAGGUGAACAUUGGACGACCGAAGCCAUCUCUGGUGUUUGGACCGCACUCCGAUUGUUGUCCUUUGCAGGGCAUGAGCUCAUCUGCCCCGACGGCCGUAUCGCAGCCUUGGGAUCCCAAUCCCGCCGCGUCUGUGCCCACGCUGAUUCCAAAGACUGUGGAUUACGCCCACGGACACGAACCCGGUACCACUGUGGAGAGGAUCGCUUAUGGUGAGAGGAUCGUGUUGAGGCCCGACCCGGAUCGCUGCUAUGAAAAAGAACCUCUCCGAGAUCCUUACAGCAGGGACCCCUAUUACGACAGACGACCGGACCCUUACAUGGAGCGCCUGGAGUUCAGUCGAGAAAGAGAAUUCUACAGAGAAGCCCCUCGGCAAGAAUAUGAACGGGAACGAUUCGGGCGGGAACGAUACCCUCCGAGAGAUCGAGACGAUAGGCCCCCUCAUCGUCCGGGCUACCGGGAACGAGACCUGGACUUUCGAGAGAGGGACCGGAGCGGCAGCCGCGAUCGGGAGGACCCUUUCGGGAGGCCGGCCUACGAAAGGCCGCCACCCUUUGAGCGCACCGGACACGAGCGCGGCGGCGGCGGAGGGCCCGAGCGCUACGGACAUACCUCCUCUCCCUUUGACCGAAGAAGCUACCCUGAGGAGCGAGGCCCCCCCCCGGCAACGCCGCAGCCAGCGCCCCCUGUGGAGAAGAAGCCCGAGAUCAAGAACGUGGACGAUAUUCUCAAGCCCCCCGGAAGGCUGACGCGGCCCGAGAGGAUUGUCGUCAUCAUGAGAGGACUCCCGGGCAGCGGAAAGAGCCACGUCGCAAAGCUCAUACGGGAUAAGGAGGUGGACUGUGGCGGCGCCCCACCAAGAGUUUUGGUUUUGGACGACUACUUCAUGACAGAGGUUGAGAAGACCGAGAAAGACCCAGACACGGGCAAAAGGGUCAAAAGGAAGGUCCUCGAGUACGAGUACGAGCCGGAGAUGGAGGACACCUACCGCGGCAGCAUGCUCAAGACCUUCAAGAAGACCCUGGAUGAUGGCUUUUUCCCUUUCAUCAUCUUGGACACCAUCAAUAACCGGGUCGGGCAUUUUGAUCAGUUCUGGAGCGCUGCCAAAACCAAAGGCUUCGAGGUCUACAUCGCCGAAAUCAGCGCCGACGCCCACACUUGCGCAAAGAGAAACAGCCACGCGCGCACGCUGAAGGAUAUCCUCAAGAUGUCCAACACCUGGGAGUCCACCCCUCGUCAUAUGGUGCGUUUGGACGUGCGAGCCCUGCUGCAGGACGCCGCCAUCGAGGAGGUGGAAAUGGAGGACUUCCAUCCCGAGGAGGAGCCCAAGGAAGCCAAGAGAGAGGAGGAGGAAGACGGGGAUCGGGGCUACAUUCCAAAAAGCAAAUGGGAGAUGGACACGUCGGAAGCCAAACUCGACAAGCUGGACGGUUUGGGGAUCGGCAGCAAGAGAAAGCGUGACGCCGCUCACACGGCAGGCAUGGAGGACUACCUUCAGCUGCCCGAUGACUACGCCACCCGCAAGUCUCAGCCCGGGAAGAAAAGGGUGCGGUGGGCCGAUCUGGAAGAGCAAAAAGACGCCGACCGCAAGCGUGCCAUCGGCUUUGUGGUGGGCCAAACGGACUGGGAAAAAAUGACAGACGAUAGCGGGCGCCUUGCCCAGAAAGCGCUCAACCGUACAAAAUAUUUCUGAAGCAUCCCCACCGUGGCUCUUUUGUUUGUCGGACUCGAAGAUGUCGGGACGCUAACACAGGAGACUCUUCAAUCAAUUCUUUUGUUCUCCUUGACCAGGAUGGCUUUUGUUUUAGGUUGAUUUUUAGGUCCGCAUUCCGCUAGUUGUGUAUUCAGACAGGCCUUUUUGAUGUUUUAUAUCUGUAACCGUUUGUUUGUUUGUUUCUCGGACCAUGUACGGAAACAAUAAAAUUUCACACACUUGGCCAA
Syngnathus typhle (broad-nosed pipefish) is the source of this 6933-nucleotide messenger RNA. It is a transcript of the gene ylpm1, whose product is annotated as YLP motif containing 1. The transcript is spliced from 20 exons. Bases 299 to 6685 code for a protein of 2128 amino acids. Gene Ontology annotation, biological process: regulation of telomere maintenance. Gene Ontology annotation, cellular component: nucleus. Lineage: Eukaryota; Metazoa; Chordata; Actinopteri; Syngnathiformes; Syngnathidae. The record is from RefSeq and is a predicted model, not a curated record.